AUGUCUCAAUCUAACCUUGGCUCCGGUAUCGCAGUUGCCGCCUUUGUUGCGGUGACGUAUGAUUGGUGUGAGCACGAUAAUAUUAAAGGAUUGCUGAUAUCUUACAAGUAUUCUCAGCACUCACAUUUGGACAAGAGGUUGAACUCAUCUGGGCGAAGACAACGGUGGUCGCUCAUGACAGUGCUGUAUCUCAGUGUGCGCUACCUUGGAAUCCUAUCUGCUGCCAUGGCUAUCCUGAGCUUCAUUAUAUCCAUCGUACAGAAUUGGAUAGGUGUGUUGGUAUUUGCACUGCUGUGGGUCAUCAUCAUCACUCGGUUGCAUGCCAUGUAUCAACAAUCCAGAAAGAUCCUGAUAUUUCUUGUUGUCACUUUCCUGGCGAUCAACACUUUUGAUGCAGUAAACGCCGUUCUGAUGAUCAUACAUAUUUCAGAAGAGGACCUCAUUCUCUCCGGCACCUACCAGUGCACGAUUGGCUAUACAGGAGAUACCCUAGUUCUGAAUUCUGCUGCUUGGAUACUCUCCGUUGUAUGGGAGGUUUUCACACUAUGUCUCGCAGUCUGGAUUGCGGUAAAGCACUUCCGUGAACUGCGAUUACAUGCGGCAGGAGGGAUUAUCGGGGACUGUUUUACGGUGUUGAUGAAAACUCACGUGGUUUACUUUGCGAGCUUUGUUGCUGUCUCUUGCUUCGAGCUCAUUCUCAAUUUCAUUCCAACAUUAUCAACGAGCGGAUAUCUCCUAGAAGAUCACACUUUGUCUGGCUUGUUUCAGAUCUUGGAGGUCGUGCAGAUGUUCGUGCUAGGACCACAGCUAAUCCUUGGCGUUCGAGAAUAUCAUGCCAAACUCGUGGCUGACUCCGAUGCAGCAACCGGCAUGACCUCAAUCGCUUUCCAAGAGCGCGUGCAUAUAUCGACUGGCAGUAGUGUGUAA
This is a messenger RNA of Suillus discolor, 927 nucleotides long. RefSeq lists its product as uncharacterized. Bases 1 to 927 code for a protein of 308 amino acids. NCBI's taxonomy places the organism in Eukaryota, Fungi, Basidiomycota, Agaricomycetes, Boletales, Suillaceae. The record is from RefSeq and is a predicted model, not a curated record. The transcript has 10 exons.